UAGGACUUUCCUCCACAAGAUGGAGUGCGACGAUGCGGCCGUAGAGCGCCAGAAGCUGGUGUCGAACGAUGAAGAGGACGACCAGAAUACGAUUACGAACCUGUCUUCCAGCGGGCAGGCCAAAUCCGUACAAACGCCCAUCUCACCCGUACUCAGUAACAAACUAUUUUCCAGCGGCGAAACGAGCCGCAGCCAAAACUCGACCAACUAUUCGCUGGGCAAAGGAAUGCCAAACGAAGCUCCACUGACCACCAGACUCAACUACGUGAACGAACGUAAACCGCAGGACGCCAAGCCAAAGCCCAAGAAAGUGCAACGAGAGCACGCCGUCACUAGCGAUACCGUCGCUCCCCCCAGCACCAGUAGUAAUCUCCCCGAAGAACCACCGUCAACGGCCGUCCCCAGCAGUAGCGCUUCCCACAUCCACCACCAACACCAUCAUCCCCCCCAUAGUCAGCCAGAACCCCAAUACCAGCGGCCGAAGCCGCCUGACUCGCUGCCCUCGGCCAGCAGCGGAGGCGGUGCUGGUGGCGGAAGGCCACGCAACAACCCUAGUGCCAAUCCUGUGUCUACCUCCAGCAUGAGUAGCAGCUCGAUAGCGGGGCCGAACACUAAAGCGCACACUUUUUCCACCCGUCCACUAAAGCACCAUUCUUUCAUAUCAGAGGUACCCGAUGUGCGGCACAUGGAACGGGCCCUUCUGGGACUGCUGGAAGAUUUUCACUCCGGAAAGCUGAAAGCAUUCGGAUCCGGCUGUACGAUGGAGCAGAUGACGAGUAUCCGCGAGCAGCAGGAAAGUUUAGCCAAACUGCACUUUGACCUGGGCACGGAAGCAUUUACCGGCGGCACGACUGGUGGCAACACCAAAUCAGACAACGAGCUGCAGGCGCAAAGCAAUAUGAAGAAGUUGGUCCAAAAGCUGGAGCAACUGUCGUUCUCGAUCGAGAAGCUACACCACUCGAGCAACGUGGAAAAGUAGGCGAGAGAACGUUUAGAACGUAGGAACCUAGUUUUAAUUCAUAUCGAAUCUUGGCAACACGACUAGUAGGCCAUGGCGACGGAAGCGGAAUAGUUGCGCGCGCUGUUCUUUCGUUCAAUUUUACUUCGGAUUCUAUGUUUUUAAUAUGUAUAUUUUUGAAUAAAACACAAAUUCAAUCCACAGUGGAGCGGCAUUUGUGUUGCUCGUUGCUUAAAGUUGUAUGAUUUCAAUCAAACUGCAAGUUGCGACGUAUGCUUAAGCCUUCUUCUUGGCGAAUCCCAUCUCGUACACCAUCUUCGCGAUACCGAGCAGACCGAUGCCGCACAGUGCCACCGUUACCCCGAACAGGGCCUUGUCCGCCGGUCCUCCCUUCAGAAAGACCGGUAUCUCGUUCUUUGCCUGGAACGUCAGCAUCUUCUUACGUAACGAUUCCGGCAGCUUGUCUGAGAUCAUUACCGGCGGUUCGGGAUGGUGGCCCAUGGUGCUGAUG
Messenger RNA from Anopheles cruzii, 1469 nucleotides. Its product is annotated as coiled-coil domain-containing protein 28B. The transcript has 4 exons. Lineage: Eukaryota; Metazoa; Arthropoda; Insecta; Diptera; Culicidae. The record is from RefSeq and is a predicted model, not a curated record. The coding region runs from base 20 to 979 and encodes 319 amino acids.